Messenger RNA from Cavenderia fasciculata, 3297 nucleotides. RefSeq lists its product as uncharacterized. The record is from RefSeq and is a predicted model, not a curated record. The coding region runs from base 1 to 3297 and encodes 1098 amino acids. NCBI's taxonomy places the organism in Eukaryota, Evosea, Eumycetozoa, Acytosteliales, Cavenderiaceae. Gene Ontology annotation, molecular function: ubiquitin binding. Gene Ontology annotation, biological process: protein deubiquitination; double-strand break repair via homologous recombination. The transcript is spliced from 4 exons.
AUGAAAUCAUUUAAAUUAUUUAUAUGUUUAUUAUUAUCAUCAAUUAUAACUCUAUGUUUAGGAGCAACAGUAUUUGUUGAUCAAGCUGGUACUAAUACAGAAGCAACAUGUGGAAGUACUAUAGCUUUGGCUUGUCAGAAUCUACAGACUGGUUUUGCAAUGGUCAUGGCUGACCCAGACACUAGUGCCACUUCAAUGAACGUUGCAACUGGUACUUACAAGGGCGCAGUUAACGGAAACAUUCAAUUCUAUAAUCGUUCAGUCACUAUCUAUGGUAGCGUUGGUACUGUAUUUGACUUGACUGGUGUAGCCCCCUAUUUCUUUAAUUUGGCUCCUGCCGCUGGUGUCGUCGUCACUGAUGCCGACGUCACUCAAUUGACCAUCAACGACAUUGCAGUCAUCAACUUUGAUGCAUCUGUAUCUGACGGUUCGUUGUUUUAUUCGACUUCGGCAUCGACCAUGGUUGGUGUAGAGAUUCAUAACAGUAACUUUACCAAUAUCAUCGGAACGACUGGUACCAUCCUCUAUUUCAACAAUGGAGCUGAAACGUCGAACCAAGGUGCCGUUAUCGUUGACGGAUGUAUUUUCACCAAUGUCAAUACUACCAUGUCGGCUAUUCAAGCAUUACAUGUUCAAACAACCAUCUCGUAUUGCACUUUUACCCAAAACGACGCCAGAUACCUUAUCAUGGUAUGGUACGGUGCACUCACAAUCACCAAGAACUCAUUUGUUAAUAAUAACUUUACAAAUGUCCAACUUGGUGCAUUGGUCUAUGGUGGAGUCAUCCAAUCAGAUCCAUUUGUUGUGACAUCCAACUUAUUUGAUAAUAACCGAUUGUACGGGUCGGCUAUCCUCGCCUACACAUCUACGAUGGUCAGUAUCAAGAACAACGUAUUUUCAAACUCCCAAAGUAUGGGUGUCAUUUGCAGUGUCAGUGAUAUCACCAUCAACAACAGUACAUUCACCAACAACACUGCCAAUACAUACGGUCAAGUACAUAGCAGCGGUGCUUGUAACGUCGACAUUAUCAACUCUAAUUUCACAUCCAACUAUGCUCGUAUGGGUUCAGCCAUCUCAUCAAUCUCACCCAACAAUGUCCUCUCUAUCGCAUCGUCCAACUUUAUCGAUAACUCUGCAAUCGAUGGUGGAGCCAUUUACCUAUCACAAACAACUGCCACCUUCCUCAACCUUGUCAUCAACGGAAACAAUGCCUCUUCUUCAGCUGGUGCCAUCUACGCUACUCAACAAACUGAUAUUUCAUUUGAAAAUGUUACUCUAAAUAAUAAUGUUGCCACUACUGCUCCUUCAAUUGGUUGCGAUGGAAAUUCAACAUUAUUUUUUGGAUCAAAUGUAAAUGGUAGUGGAAAUAUUGGUUACAGCGAUCAAGAAUUACCACUUGUUGUUUGUGAUAAUACAGUAUCAGGUGGUUGCAAUAUUUCAGGUGAAAUUGAUGGAUCCAUUUGUGUUGGAAAUACUCAUAAAUUGAGUAAUGGAGCCAUUGCAGGUAUUGUCAUUGGUGUUAUUAUCGGUCUUGCAAUCCUCGUACUAGUCAUUUACAUUGUUUACAAGAGACAUCAAAAUUCUAUCAAAUACCUAACACAAGCACAAAAUCUUGUAUAUAUAUUUAUUAAUAAUCAAUCUCAAAACACAACUGUGGCAUGUGGUAAUGAUGGCACACCACCCAAUGCAUGUCCAACUGUUGACUAUGCCAUAGCCUCGACACUGUUUACUCAAAAUACUGCAACUAGUCCUAUUAGAAUCGUAUUUUUGCCGGGAAGUUACGCAGCCUCGUCUACUGGUAACGACUUGUCAGUCUAUAACCAGACCAUUACCUUUGCUGGCUCGGUCGAAGACCCUACGUCGGUGGUGAUUGAUUUGUCCAAUACUACCAUGUACGCAGUCAAGGUGAAGCCCACUGGUCCCGUUCCAGCCACCACAACCAUCACCUUUACAGGUUUGACUAUUGCCAAUCUGCAAAUACCACAAGUUGGUGCCGGUGGUAUCUUUUACUCGGACCAAUCAACCAGCGAUGUUGGUAUAACAUUCGACACUUGCAUCUUUAACAAUAUCGCCUCUCCAGAUGGCUCCAUUGUUAAUAUUGUCGGUGGCAGUGCAAACACUCAAUCUGUAUUCUUUACACUGUGCUCAUUCAACAAGGUGCAAGCUUAUGAUGGUGCUGUUAUCCGUUCGUCAUCGGUCGACGUAGUUCUCAACUCGUGCAACGUCACCAAAUCGACAGCUGGCAACUUUAUCAAUGUCGUCAAUGCCGACCAUCUCAUCGAAAACAAUGCAUUUGUCUACAACACCAUUAUCGAUGGUGGCGACAACAACAAUAACAUCUCGGCAUUGAUCCAUGUGUCGUCGAGUUUUGGACAUGUCCAAGGCAACACAUUCACCGGUAAUGGUCUUACCACCCAAAUCAACUAUGGCUCCAACAGUGCACUCGUCUAUCUACAAGACAGUAAUACUACAGUCGGUCUCACCACCUUCCAAAACAACCAACAAAUCAGUGCUAUCGUAAGUACCUCUGAUCAAAGUAGCUCUGGAUCCCCCGUCAACACUAUCAACGUCAACUCGUGCUCGUUUACUGGUAAUGUCGCCGGUGUAAACGGACAAAUCCAAUUAUACAAUGCCAAAGCUUUCCUCACGGCCGUUAAUUUCACCAGCAACACUGCCCCCAAUUAUGGUGGUGCCAUCUUUGUUGCCAACGGUGCAACUCUCUCCUUGUCCAGUGUCACCCUAACCAACAAUACCGCUCGUCAAGGUGGUGCCAUCAUGGCAACAGACUCUACGCUCAAUGUUGACGGAUCCGUCUUUAGCCAAAACAAUGGUCAACAAUCUGGUGGUAGUAUUCUCCUCUAUUACAAUUCUAGCCUUACCCUUGUAAAUUCUCAAUUCUCUUUUAAUCAAGCUGGUUUUGGUGCUUCUCUUUUGUGUCAAGAUUUAUCAACUAUUGCAAUGUCAAAUAUAUCAUCAAAUAAUAAUACUAAUACCAAUAUUACUUAUACUGGUGCCGUUGAUUCGCCAUUGGUUACUUGUCUUAAAAUGUUUAAUGAUCAAGGUUGCAGAGUUGCAGGAACCGCAGACCAACCAGAUGCUUAUUGCUAUGCACCCAACGCCAACAACAAUAACAGUGGAAGUGGUGAUGGACACAAAGGCACCAAAUCAUAUGAUCCUACCCCAGGUCAAAUUGCAGGUAUUGUCAUUGGUGUAUUGGUCGGUAUUGCUAUCAUCGUCCUCGUCGUAUUCAUUGUUUACAAGAGACACCAAAAUGCUAAAAAAUAUCGUUCCUUUUAA